Dipodomys spectabilis (banner-tailed kangaroo rat) is the source of this 857-nucleotide messenger RNA. RefSeq names its product NK6 homeobox 2 (gene Nkx6-2). The transcript is spliced from 3 exons. Gene Ontology annotation, cellular component: nucleus. Gene Ontology annotation, molecular function: RNA polymerase II cis-regulatory region sequence-specific DNA binding; DNA-binding transcription factor activity, RNA polymerase II-specific. Bases 30 to 857 code for a protein of 275 amino acids. Gene Ontology annotation, biological process: cell differentiation; regulation of transcription by RNA polymerase II. Lineage: Eukaryota; Metazoa; Chordata; Mammalia; Rodentia; Heteromyidae. The record is from RefSeq and is a predicted model, not a curated record.
GGGCCCCCGGGCCGGCGGCGGCGGCGCCCAUGGACGCUAACCGCCCGGGGGCGUUCGUCCUGAGCAGCGCGCCGCUGGCCGCGCUGCACAACAUGGCCGAGAUGAAGACGUCGCUGUUCCCCUACGCGCUGCAGGGCCCCGCCGGCUUCAAGGCGCCCGCCCUGGGCGGCCUGGGCGCGCAGCUGCCGCUUGGCACCCCACACGGCAUCAGCGACAUCCUGGGCCGGCCGGUGGGCGCGGCGGGCGGCGGGCUCCUGGGCGGCCUGCCGCGCCUCGGCGGGCUCCCCUCGUCGGCCGGCGUCUACUUCGGGCCCGCGGCCGCCGUGGCGCGCGGCUACCCCAAGCCCCUGGCCGAGCUGCCCGGCCGCCCGCCCAUCUUCUGGCCCGGCGUGGUGCAGGGCUCGGCCUGGAGGGACCCGCGCCUGUCCGGCCCGGCCCCCGCCGGCGGGGUCCCGGACAAGGACGGCAAGAAGAAACACUCGCGGCCGACGUUCUCGGGCCAGCAGAUCUUCGCGCUGGAGAAGACCUUCGAGCAGACCAAGUACCUGGCAGGCCCCGAGCGCGCGCGGCUGGCCUACUCGCUGGGCAUGACAGAGAGCCAGGUGAAGGUGUGGUUCCAGAACCGCCGGACCAAGUGGCGCAAGCGGCACGCAGCGGAGAUGGCUUCGGCCAAGAAGAAGCAGGACUCGGACGCGGAGAGGCUGAAGGUGGGCGGCUCGGACGCCGAGGACGACGACGAGUACAACCGGCCCCUGGACCCCAACUCGGACGACGAGAAGAUCGCGCGGCUGCUCAAGAAGCACAAGCCCGCGAGCCUGGCGCUGGUCAGCCCGUGCGGCGCGGGCGACGCGGUGUAG